UGGGCUGAAAGCGAUAAGAGGCAGGCACCUCCUCCUCUGGCCAGAUUCUGAAUGGGACCUGAACUGAUGGUCUGCCUAUGAGCAGACCUGCUGAAUUGGGCCUGGAAGACCCAGCUACGAUGACGGGGAAGGUUCCCUCGUUCUCCCCCAGCUCCACAGUGAGCUCUGCUCUGCCUGGCUACGUCGCUCUCUGCCUCGCUCUACAGGUUCACAGGCUGGCGUCAGAACAGCUCACAGUGAGGGGACCUGGCCACCCGAUCACUGCCUCCCUAGGUGGGGAGGCCAUCCUGCCCUGCCACCUCUCCCCCAGGAUGAGCGCUGAGACCAUGGAGCUGAGGUGGUUCCGAUUCAAGUUCUCUGCAGUUGUGCACCGGUAUAAGGAUGGGCAGGAUCAGUACGGACAGCAGAUGCCGGGAUAUCAGGGAAGGACGGAGCUGCUGAAAGACAAUAUCACCAGUGGGAGUGUUUCCCUGAGAAUACGCAAUGUCCAACUUUCUGACCAUGGACAGUACACGUGUUUCUUUCAGUCCAAUGUUUCGUAUGAAGAAGCCUUACUGGAGCUGCAAGUGGCAGUUUCAGGCUCUGACCCCCACAUCUCAGUUGAUGGCCACCAGGACGGAGGGAUCUGGGUUGUGUGUCGAUCGGCAGGCUGGCACCCAGAACCUGAGGCUCAGUGGAGAGAUCACCAUGGGCAGCUGUUAUCAUCUGCCUCUGAAAAAAUAUCUAAGGCGGCCAACGGCCUGUUUCAAAGCCAGAUUUCUAUUGUUAUAACAGAACAUUCCAACCAGGACUUGUCCUGUUCUGUCAGGAACCCGCUCCUCAACCGAGAGAAAAUAUCAACAGUUUCCAUAGCAGAGCUGUUUUUCCCGAGGGUCAAUCCCUGGAUGGUGGCUCUGGGUGUGAUCCUGUCUCUCCUGGCUGUUCUCAUUGGCCUGGCCAGUUACUGCUUCUGGAGGCAACAGAGAGCGAAAGAGAAACUGCAGGGUGAACUCAAGUGGAGAAGAGCCCUACUAAAUGCGGGUUGGGAAAAAGCCCGACAAUAUGCAGUGGACGUGACUCUGGAUCCAGACACGGCAAAUCCCAAACUCAUCCUGUCUGAGGAUCGGAAACGUGUGAGAAACGGAGACAAACGCCAGGAUCUGCCUGACAACCCUGAGAGAUUUGAUCCUUGUCCCUGUGUCCUGGGCGCUGAGCGGUUCGCGGGCGGGAAGCGUUACUGGGAGGUGGAGGUGGGAGACAAGACAGGCUGGGACCUGGGGGUUUGUAGGGAAUCUGUGAGCAGGAAGGGGCAGGUCACACUAACAACCAAACAGGGCUACUGGGCCAUGAGUUUGAGGAAUAGGGAUAAAUACUCAGUCUCCACCUCCCGCUGGACUCCCCUCCCCGUGAGCGUCAGGCCCAGCCGGGUGGGAAUUUUCCUGGACUAUGAGGCGGGCGAGGUCUCGUUUUACAAUGUGACUGACAGGUCCCAUCUCUUCACUUUCACUGGCACCUUCUCCGGGAAGCUCCACCCUUAUUUCUGUCCCUGUAACAACGCUGGGGGUACAAACGCGGCUCCCCUGAUAAUCUGCCCGGUCAUCCAGGGUAUGCUGUUGCUCUCCAAUUUGCUUCAGCUCUCAGGAGAGUUUUAA
Molecule: messenger RNA, 1631 nt
Organism: Mauremys mutica (yellowpond turtle)
Lineage: Eukaryota; Metazoa; Chordata; Testudines; Geoemydidae
Product: butyrophilin subfamily 1 member A1-like
Exons: 10
Coding region: 78-1631 (517 amino acids)
Biological process (GO): regulation of cytokine production; T cell receptor signaling pathway
Cellular component (GO): external side of plasma membrane
Molecular function (GO): signaling receptor binding
Source: RefSeq, a predicted model, not a curated record